Ogataea philodendri is the source of this 6081-nucleotide messenger RNA. RefSeq lists its product as uncharacterized. Gene Ontology annotation, molecular function: high voltage-gated calcium channel activity; calcium ion binding. The transcript has a single exon. Gene Ontology annotation, cellular component: voltage-gated calcium channel complex; membrane. NCBI's taxonomy places the organism in Eukaryota, Fungi, Ascomycota, Pichiomycetes, Pichiales, Pichiaceae. Bases 1 to 6081 code for a protein of 2026 amino acids. Gene Ontology annotation, biological process: calcium ion import across plasma membrane. The record is from RefSeq and is a predicted model, not a curated record.
AUGCUCUCUGGUUCAUCGGAUCAAAGUUUUGAUGAGAAAAACGCGAGUUUUUCAACCUCUCAGACUGAAAGACAGGCACCGGAACCACCCCAAAUCGAGUUGACCACCGAUUCAAACAAUAUUUCGCAUAUAUCACGUGGUGAGCGGUCGUCCUUGUAUGAUGUGGACGACUCGAACUCGUUCUCACGGUCCAGGAUCCUGCCCAAGCUCGUGGUCCAUACUGAUCUCAAUUUUGACUCCGAAGUCAUGAAUAUAUUGCAUGAGCCGUCUCCCCGUCCGCUGUCCCCACAAAGUCAUUCGACAUCGUUCUCACCCACGCGUCUGAACCAUCCUAAGGUGCUCAACUCCGGCCAGAUCCCCAUUCUUCUGGACGAGGAUAUCGACUCGGACAUCUCCAAAGGUCUGAAUCUGGCUUUGGGAGAAACAGGUGACAACUGGAUGCCCUUGAACGAAUCGACGCAGUCUCUGGUGACGGAAGCUACUCCAAGAAUGCGCACGGGUAACUCAAACGAUCUCGAGUCCGGAAACUCGGCCAUAGAACUCUCCGACAUGGCAAGAAAGUCGUCUGAGCUGGAAAACCCAAAUAACACCUCUUUUUUGAACGUCACGUCAGUUAGAUCGAAGUCAUCCAAGAACCCAAAGACACCAACCACGCAAAUAUCAUCGGUCUUCCGCAAAUUCUCCCAGAGAUUGAACGCACGGGGAGACGAAAACGACGAUGACAUCGAUACCAGCGACGAUAUCGAUUUGAGCGAACGUUUAGACGAUAUCAGCUACGAGCAGGAUGAGUAUUCAGACUAUGAAGAAGAUGCGUUUUCGACGCACCCUAAAAACCCGCUCAUGAACCAACAAUCCCUCCAGACAACCAUGAGACUGUCGACCCACGGUGCCGAUAGCUUCUCCGGCGACUCCGACGACAUUUUACCGCCAGAGCCUCCACGAUUGUUUGGCAAGUCGCUCAAGAUAUUUGGUCCCGACUCCAAGUUCAGAAUGCGCUGUUACAAGAUCGUGACAAACGCAAGAUACGACCAGCUAUUGGCAACUCUAUUGAUCGUACAGCUAUCAUUGCUGACCUAUCAACAAUGGGACGUGGUUCGCGGUUACGUUCACAAUAAAUCGUGGACAUGGGUAGACUUGAUUUUGGUUGUGCCAUACGCAGUAUACACUAUCGACGUGUUUAUGAAAUCUGUCGCUUUUGGAUUCUUUGAUGACUCGCAAAUGUUCAGAGAAUUGAAAAUAGAGCGCAAGCGCAGUUUACUCCACAGGUAUCUCAAAACUGCCUCAGAAAAACUCGGAUUCACGCAUCCAUAUGUGUACGACGAGGAGCAGUCGCCAAAAGAUUUCCGAACGGUCACUGUGCACGAUACCAUGCCUGACAAGAUGAAGCCGACUCGCGCGUUUUUGAGGUCGGACUGGCAGAAAAUCGACUUUGUGUCGGUUGUUUCGUUCUGGGUUUCUGUUUUCCUGAUUAUCAACCGCGCAGACAUUACUCACGGAUGUAUGAUUUUCCGAUCUUUAAUGUGUCUUAGAAUUUUGAGAUUGUUGAACCUCACCCACGGAACACGACUGAUUCUGAAGUCUCUUCGCAAGGCUGGGCACCAGGCCGCAGGACCGUCUUUGGUUCUGUUCGUUUUUUGGGUCUUGAUGGCCAUGAUCGGCGUGCAAUCGUUCAAGUCGUCUCUUAGAAGACACUGUGUUUGGACUAACCCAGACGACCCAACAGACAUUUUUGAAAACUCCAUGCAAUUUUGCGGCUCAUAUCUGGACUCUUCGACCAACAAGUCCAAGCCCUAUAUCGACAAUUUGGGUAGUGCAGCCAGGUACGCCAAAGGAUACACAUGUCCCAAGUAUUCAAAGUGCAUUGCAGGAGAUAAUCCUUACGGGAAUACCAUCGGUUUUGAUAAUAUAUUCAUUGCAAUGCAAAUGGUGUUUGUGAUUAUCAGUGCCAAUACUUUCACAGAUAUCAUGUACUACACCAUGGACAGUGAUGAGAUGGCCUCUGCACUCUUCUUCAUCUUUUCCAUUUUCAUCCUCACGGUGUGGCUGCUCAGUUUGAUCGUUGCUGUGGUCAUUAACUGUUACAGAGUUCAUAUUGAUGAUAUGAAGACUUCAAGCAAAUACACAAAGACUCAAAUUUUGUUCUGGGAGUUCGAUUUCAGAGGAAUGAGUGAAGAAUACAAUAGCUAUCUUAUGGAAAGCAAACAUCUGCGGAACUUUUGUUCCUUGAGAGACUUCUUUACGAUAUUAGUCAUAGUGGAUCUUGGAUAUAAAGCAUCUGUUAACCCCAACUUCACUGACGAUAAUUGGCACCAUUUGAAACUCAUUGAAUUUGGCACCACGCUCACGUUGUUUUUGGAAACAGUGAUCAAGAUGGUUUUAUUCGGAAGAAACAUCAAAUUGUACUUUUACUCCAUCAGCAAUAUUUUCGACCUAUUCCUGGCGAUUGCGACGAUGAUCAUUACCAACAUCUCACUAGAACGGCUAGGAGACGCGUACGGAUGGCUCGAAGUCAUAUUUGUUCUCAGAUUCUACAGAGUGGUGAUUAUGCUUGGUUUCAUGACCAACGCCUGGAAGGCUGUUUUCUCGAACAUUAGACCAUUUAUUGAUCUUGGUGUGUUUUUCCUGCUUGUGAAUUACCUGGUUGGAGUGAUCUAUUCGAGAUUCUUUGAAGGAAUCAUUCCUAUUGACGAAUAUCUUGACAGUGAUCAGCUGAUCAUGUACAAUCUUCCAAACGUUGUAUUAUCGUUGUACACGAUCACCACCACGGAAAACUGGACGUCGAUUCUGUACCUUGCUCAACAGUGCAGCUCCAAUACGUUCACCAAGAUGUGUGUUGCUAUCUACCUAAUUGCCUGGUUUAUUUUCUCCAACAUGGUGCUCCUCAACAUUUUCAUAGCCAUUAUCACGCAGAACUUGGGUGUUACUGAUUCUAACAAGAAGAAGAUGCAAAUCAAACAGUUCUACUCCAAAUUGGUUACAGAGCUGAAUUCGCACAAACACGUUGGUUUGUUCGACGAUCUGAAAAACCAAUGGUUCAAGAGCAACAGCAGCAACAAGCGGGUCCUUACCACGUCGCAGAUGAUUGGGCAUAUGCACCACCUCUUAGAAAAGAGUAACAUCAGCCCCGAAGAGUUUAUCGAUGAAGAAGAAGAGAAACAGCACUCAUUCAGACUGGCACCGCGCGUUUGGAAGCUUCUACACAAGUACAAGCCAUUCGUCAAUCUGAAAAAGAGACUCGACCAAUCUUCGUUCUUCAUUUGGACAACAGAUUGGCUUGUCUCGGCCACAAAGUCUGGAGUCGACUUUUCUUUGGGUUUUGACCCAACCUCGGUACAGAUAGAAAGCGCCAAAAAGAAACAAAACAUCACCCGUGAGAUUUUCAGACUAUUCGACGAAAACAAUCUCGAUCCAGAUAAAGAGUACAAACAACGAGCUUAUCUGGAUGCUAACCCAACAUUCAACAGAACGUUGAAAAGGUUCUAUCCGGAUCACUGGCUGAGACGGUUCUGUCAAAGAAUUGUGUCUCCAGCAUACGGUAAGAGAUUUGACGGAGCAGACCCAAUUCCUAAAUUGAGAGACGCUUUCUACGUCAUGAUGUUCCUUGCCAGUGUGGUGGUGGUCAUAUUCGCCUGUUAUGUUACCCCCUUAUACAGGAAGGAGAACUUCUUGUACGAGAAGCCCUGGAACUGGGUUGUUAUAUCCGACCUUGUGUUCACCUGUCUCUUUAGCGUGGAGUUUAUUAUUAAGGUGAUUGCCGAUGGAUUGAUUCGUACUCCUAAUGCGUACUUGAGAUCACCAUGGGAUUUCAUUGACUCAAUUGUUCUGAUUUCGUUCUGGAUCACCUCUUUUGGUGAAAUUUACAGAGACUUCAACCUGGUUGUCAUUGUUGGUGAGUUUAGAGCUCUGAGAGCUUUGCGGUUGCUCACGGUGACCAGAAAGUCGAAGGAAUAUUUCAACUAUGCUGUCAUUUCUGGCGCGCGCAAGAUGCUUGCUGCCGUUUUGAUCUCCAUGAGUGUUCUGCUACCAUUUUCGAUCUGGGGACUGCACCUUUUUGUUGGCAAACUGGCUGUUUGUACCGAUGGCGAGUCUACCAAGGCCGAAUGUACCAUGGAGUACACCAACACGGUGUUCAAAUGGGACAUUGUGUCACCCAAAUCGUACUCGAACCCGACCCUCAACUUUGACGGAAUAUCCAGUUCCUUGUCGACUCUUUUCCAAAUCAUCUCUCUUGAAGGAUGGGUGGAUCUGCUGUUGAACCUGAUGAACAUCGUUGCAACGGGCCAACCUGCCUCGACCUUUGCCAGUCCUGGAAACGGAAUUUUUGUGAUUAUUUUCAUCUUCUGUUCCAUUGUGAUUAUUUUGAACCUGUUCGUCUCUGUUAUUAUCAACAAUUAUUCUGUGCAGACAGGAACGGCGUUCUUGAACGACAAACAGCGCGCAUGGUACGAGGUCAAGCGUAUUCUCACACAGGUGCGUCCAAGUAAGAGAAAAGACCCGCAACACAUGAAUGCGUUCCGCAAGAAGUACUACAACCUAGUUGUCCAGAAAAACAGAAUUUACACCAACAUCGUCAGCGGAUUCUACAUGAUCCAUAUUAUUGGUCUGUUGAUCGAGUUCUACCCAGCAUCUAGAACUGAAGACAACUUCCGGUACGGUCUCACGCUCUUGUCGUCGUCGUGUCUGACGUGCGACGCCUGGCUGACACUCUAUGCCAUGGGUCCAAGACUCUUCAUCAAGAAUGGAUGGAACAUCUCGAAGUUGAUUGUUUUCACCGGAGCUUUUGUGUUGUCCGCGGUUGCGUUCGACGUGCCAAGAACCUCUGUUUACGGUAACAUCAACAAGAUCUUCCUUGUGAUGGUGGCACUGUUCCUGAUUCCACGGUUCGACACAUUCAACCAGCUGCUCAAGUACGCUUCUGCCAGUCUUCCGUCGCUGAUCGCACUGAUCUACACGUGGUUAGUGCUGUUUCUGGUGUAUGCCAUUGCGUUAAACCAGGUGUUUGGACUUACCAAGCUCGGCGAGAACACUACAGGCAACAUAAACUGUCGCACUGUCACCAAGUCUCUAAUUCUGCUGUUCCGUAUCAGUUUCGGCGAAGGAUGGAACUACAUCAUGGACGAUUUCCGAUUGAGCUCCCCAUCUUGCUCCACGUCGUUGAGUCGGUACAGCUCCGACUGUGGUCAGAGUCCGUCUGCGUACACCCUGUUCAUCUCAUGGAACAUCCUAUCGAUGUACAUUUUCCUCAACAUUCUGGUUUCUGUUGUCAUCAACAGCUUCAGUUACGUUUACAACUCUGCAGGUCCGCAUUCGCUGCUCACCAGAGACGAAAUCCGCAAGUUCAAGAAGUCUUGGAGUCAGUUCGACCCUGACGGAACAGGGUUCCUGGACCCAUUGCAAUUGCAACCUUUCUUGAGUACCCUGGACGGCGUGUUAUCGUACAAGAUCUACGGCGACAAGUUCUCCAUUGCUAACAUCAAGUCGCAGUGGAUAACCCAUCACAGCAGUGAUCCGUACGACGUGCACCUUGACUUUGAUAAGCUGGACGAGAUCCUUGCGACGAUCGACUUCAACAAGGUGAAAGAGCGUCGGCGUCGGUAUAACAGACUCAUCAUCGAAGCGUUCUUGAACAUGGUGCAGACGAGCGACGGGCCACGGAUCGAAUUCAACAAACUGUUGCUCCAAAUUGGCUAUUACUCGCGGUUCCAGGACAGCACGUGUCUGACUCUCGAAGACUUUGUCAAGAGAUACGUGCUUAUCCAAAAAAUUAACAAGGUGGCCAGGAAACUCAAGAUCGAGGCCACCAUCCAGAUGGUGCUGUAUCGACUGCGGCGCAUGAUCGGAAACCUUAACAACAGCGACGAACCCGUCACACGCAAACUGUACCGUCGAAUCGGAACAGAAAUCUACGACCAGGAAGAGUUCUACGAAACUCAUAACGAUGACUACAAUCCAUUCAAUAAUAAUGAGCUAUACCGAAGCGUCUCUGAGACCAGUCUGAACCCAUUCAACGAUCCGUUCAGCGACCCGCUCCAGGAAGAGGAAAUAGUGCCGCCUCCAAGAAGGAAGACCGACUCGCGCUAG